Messenger RNA from Tupaia belangeri chinensis (Chinese tree shrew), 1407 nucleotides. RefSeq names its product translational activator of cytochrome c oxidase I (gene TACO1). Lineage: Eukaryota; Metazoa; Chordata; Mammalia; Scandentia; Tupaiidae. The record is from RefSeq and is a predicted model, not a curated record. The transcript is spliced from 5 exons. Bases 174 to 1064 code for a protein of 296 amino acids. Gene Ontology annotation, cellular component: mitochondrion.
UCCCCCAUACCCGACUGUUGUGGGCACUGCGGGGUCAUACGCGCUUGGGCUGCCCCUAUCCAGCCCUAGCUUUUGGGUCUUUGGUGACCGCGCGCUCCGGACCUUUUUGCUAUGACGACGAAUCCGACAGGCUGACUUUGGCAGUUGGUAUUUGCAGCCCAGAGUCUGGAGCGAUGGUGGCUUGGACCUUCGGCAGCCUCAGCAGGGCCGCUGCCCGAUGCUCCCGGGUGCUAGGUUCCGGGGUCCGGGCGGCUCCGCGCGCCCCACUGCCCUUCCAGCCCGAGUUCCCCGGCUGCGGCUCCACUCCCGACAGGACGCUGCACCUCACCGUGACGGUCCCCGCCGGCCACAACAAGUGGUCCAAAGUCCGGCAUAUCAAGGGUCCCAAGGACAUGGAAAGGAGUCGUAUCUUUACCAAACUGUGUCUGAACAUCCGCCUGGCGGUUAAAGAGGGAGGCCCCAACCCUGAGCUCAACAGCAACCUGGCCAGCAUCCUAGAGGUGUGUCGCAGCAAGCACAUGCCCAAGUCAACGAUUGAGGCAGCACUGAAAGUGGAGAAAUCCAAGGGCACUUAUUUGCUGUAUGAGGGUCGAGGCCCAGGUGGCUCUUCUCUGCUCAUUGAGGCAUUAUCUAACAGUGGCCCCAAGUGCCUGUCGGACAUUAGACAUAUCCUGAACAAGAAUGGGGGGAUGAUGGCUGAAGGAGCUCGACACUCCUUUGACAAAAAGGGGGUUGUUGUAGUUGGAGUAGAGGACAGAGAGAAGAAAACUGUGAACCUUGAGCGUGCCCUGGAGCUAGCAUUUGAAGCAGGAGCUGAGGAUGUCAAGGAAACCGAAGAUGAAGAAGAAAAGAACAUUUUUAAAUUUAUUUGUGAUGCCUCUUCAUUGCAUCAGGUGAGGAAGAAGCUGGACUCCCUGGGCUUGUGCUCUGUGUCCUGCACGCUCGAGUUCAUCCCCAACUCAACAGUGCGGCUGACUGACCCUGACCUGGAGCAGGCUGCCCAGCUUAUCCAGGCUCUCAGCAACCACGAGGAUGUGAUCCAUGUCUAUGACAACAUUGAGUGACUAAGAUGGACGUGCCUCUGGCCUCCUGCCUCCAGUGGCAGCCCAUAAUGGAGCACAGGCUUCUGUAGCCUUCUCUGAAACCGAAGAAGGUGGGGACCUAGCAGGUUAGGAAGCCUGAGGGAAUCCCACUGUUCCCAGGGCUGCCUUUUCCAGCUGUGCUGAUGUCCCAGGGUCUUCCCUGGACGAGUUUUCUGUUACCCUCCUGGAGGAAGGGUGGGACCAGCCAGCUGGUUUGACUCUGAUCUCAGGUAGUUGGUCUUAUGGGGAUUUUAAGUGCCUCGGGUCCUGUGUACUGGAAACUGCUCUCGAACAAUAACAGCAAUUGAUCUUGGUUCUUGCAUUA